AUGUCGCAACCAUUGGUAGGGCCUAUUGUGAUGGGCACAGUCUCUGUUAUUGUGACCUUUCUUCUCAUUAUCACCACCAUGAUGCCAUUCUCUGUUCAUUCCAAAUUCAUUCCAUCACACCCGCCAAAUGUCAUUCCCUCUUCAAAACCUCUUCUUCCGGUUCUUCUCAUGCACGGCGUAACGGUCGACAACAACUCGAUGAGUGAACUCCGUAACUUUAUUCUCGAAUCAACCCCUGGCACCAUUGUGUUAUCAUUACCCUGCGAAGAUCGAUUGGGUUCUCUACUACAUCCCAUGUCCGAACAAUUGGAAUUGUUUGCCAGAUUGGUCGAAGAAGCAAAAGCUCAAUAUAGUUUUCGGGAUCAUCAUUUGAUUUGUCAUUCACAAGGUGGAUUGUUAUGUCGAUCCUAUUUACAAAUGUAUCCAAAACAUACCGUGAGAGUGUUUGUGUCUUUGAGUGGAGUCCAAAAUGGAGAAUUUGGAAUUCCUGGUGACAAGUCAUGGGAACUUGUAUUGAAAGACAAAUUUCCAUUUUUGUGGAAUAUGACUGCCGAUGAAAUUUAUACAGUUUUCUAUACCGAUGCUUUUCAGAAAUUGGUAUCUGUAGCAAAUUAUUGGAAAGAUCCCUAUCAUAUGGAUUCGUAUCGAAAACAUUCUCAAUUUCUUGCUGUCAUGAAUAACGAUACGACCACAGUGGAUUAUGCUUCCAAAUACCAUUUUCGAGAAAAUAUGUUACGAAUUGACAAGAUGAUUUUAAAUGGUUCACCACAAGAUGAAAUUAUUAAGCCAUAUUUUUCUGCAUUCUUUGAUUAUUACAAAUAUGAUGUUGCAAGUAAUUCUUUGGUGACUGAGUCGAUGAAAUUUCAAUCGUUUUAUAGAAAUGAUGUGUUUGGAUUGAAAACAUUGGAUCGUGAAAAUCGGUUAAUCAUUCAGAGAGUUCCCAAUGUGACACACAAAGAAUGGAUUACCAAUCAAACCUUGUAUGAAUUGUACCUGAGACCAUUCUUGUAUUAA
This is a messenger RNA of Naegleria fowleri, 1014 nucleotides long. RefSeq lists its product as uncharacterized. The transcript has 3 exons. Gene Ontology annotation, cellular component: lysosome. Gene Ontology annotation, molecular function: thiolester hydrolase activity. The record is from RefSeq and is a predicted model, not a curated record. Bases 1 to 1014 code for a protein of 337 amino acids. NCBI's taxonomy places the organism in Eukaryota, Heterolobosea, Eutetramitea, Acrasida, Naegleriidae.